Molecule: messenger RNA, 4385 nt
Organism: Ciona intestinalis (vase tunicate)
Lineage: Eukaryota; Metazoa; Chordata; Ascidiacea; Phlebobranchia; Cionidae
Source: RefSeq, a predicted model, not a curated record
UAGGCUAUAGCAAAAUGUAGGUGUAUAGUAAAUAUUUUGUGUGUUUUACAACGUGGAACAAUGAGCUCCAAAGCUAAAACUGUCUCGAUGAAAUCAUUCGCACAAUUGGCUGAUUCGGAUUCGGAUGAAUACAAUAUUGAAGAUGAGAACAAGAUAUAUAAAGAUAAGCCAUUACAGAUUUCCAUUCAAAAAGCUGGAACAGACACUACAAUUUCUAAUUUGACUGGUGAAGCCAAAUCGAAUCCAAUCCCAAAAGUUAUUGAAUCAUCAGCAGAUACAAGCUUGGUGAAAGAUGCAAAUUCUCGUGAACACCAAAAAUCGCCACAUCCUCAGGUUAAAUCUGAGGUAGUUGAGCAUCAUCCUCUAAACAGAAGUUCAUCAAAUUCAUCUUCCUCUUCAUUAGAACUGGAUGCAGGAUUGGAAGGAUCACCACAGUAUAGAUACAGGAAGCCAAUAUUAUCUAAAGUAAGAGGAUCAUCCGUUGGCCGCAUCCGCGAUAUAAUGCCCAGGGUAGAGGACACAGAUGGGGGGAGCGAACCAACAGCCACUGGAUACUACAGCACAGCAUCAGCAAUGUGGUUAAAUCGAGGAAAAAUACUCUCCAAUCUUAAAAAGCAAGCAUCAGAUGGUGUUCGAUCCCUCACACAAUCCACAAGUUUAGACACGGGACACAACCAAGGAUUGCUCGCUACAUCUACAGAGCCAGAAGUCACCAAACCCCCUCCAAGACCUCCACCUCCUAACUUUACAAAGUCCUCGGAGGGAUUGAUCAAGAUUGAAGCAGAGAAUUUAGAAGAGGUAAAAGCGGACACGGAGGUCAGCUCUUUCCUCCAUGGGUUUAAAGAGAAAGUUUCCGAUCCUCUUCAAAUCCUCCUCAACAAGAAGAAAGAGGAAGAUGAGCUGAGGAAAGAAUUGGAAGAGAUGCAUUUUGAAACUGCAAGCAAGAGAGCAACACGCCACCGUUCUUUCACAAGUUCAUCGGCAAUUGACAGUGAUCAAUCGCCUAAGGUUGAAUUCUACCGACAAUCUGAUUCUCCAUCUCUACAAAGGAAAGCAACCGAAAACAGCAGUUAUAAACAAUCAUUCGCGGUAAGCCUUUCUUCACUUCUUGGUCGACGACACAGUUUAGAUGAAGCUUCAAGUUUAAGUAAAGAACUUCAAGAAGUCGACACGAUGACAGCGAGCGAAGAAAGUGAUCCAAACCUUCUGGAAUCUUACUCAAUCAACAACAACAACGUAACAAAGCAAUCUUUCAUGGUUGAAGAUGAGAAUGAGAUCAUAAAAGCAGUUGAACCACCACCAGUGCUAGUGUUACUGACCAUCUGGUGUAUUGUUUACUUUUAUCUCAUGUUUCCAAUCCCUGCAACCAUUGUUACUAUUGUUCGAAGUUUUAUGGCUGGUUGUAUAAUGACAUCAAGCGCACUAUGCGUAUUUGCCCCAGCAUCCAAGAGAACAAGACCCUUCCUACCUUUAUUUAUAAACAGAAGUCAACCAUAUGCGAUACCAAAGACAUUAUAUGACCCUAAUCUACCAUUGAAGGGUUGGAUGAAUGAAGCUUUCUUCUACGAUCCACAGACUUAUCACAUAAGCAAUACACAAGCUGCGUUUAUUACAUUAGAUGGAAACACACUGAGAAUACAAACCCCGCAAAAAAACAUCUCACGUAGAAGCACAUACAAGGAAGGAAACAUUCCAAUAUCCAACGUAAUCCAUCAACGAUUGUUUGACAUCACGUUUGCCAAGGUUUACCUCAAGCCAGAAGGUUUGGUUAAGAAGCGAGUAUGGAGCAAAAAAUAUCCAAUUUGUGUCGAGAUUCCAGUGAAAGAUCAAAACAAAAUGAAAAGCAAAACCACAUCGUUGGAAACAGAUGAACAAGCCAAGGAUACAAUGAAUGAAAAUGUUGACGUUAAAGAUAUGGAAUGUUUGUAUUUGUUUGGAAGAACUGAUCGACAGAAGGAAGAAUGGUUUUACAGAAUUCAGAGAGCAAUCAACGUUGCAUUGGCUCGACAUAAAGUGAAUAAAACUGAACCUAAUCAAAAGGAAGGCAAUGAAAAUGAGCCAUUGUUGAACAUAGAGGAUGAAUGGGGAAUCAUUGAGGAAAAUCAUUAUGAAGAAGAAAUGUUCUUGUCCUCAAGCCUUCGCAGUGUAGAUACAAUUAACAGCGAUCCACUUCGAGCGUACAAGGAUUAUUAUUUACAUAUAUCAAGACUCAUGCCUGAUGAUAAACCAAAGUGGCAAAACACACAGAGGAAAGGUGAAUAUCCAACUAAAAUUGAGAGCGUGGAUGUUGGGAUCCAGGAGCCAGGGUUGGAUGUUGCUUGGAUUAAUGCUUUACUCGGGAGGAUCACUUUUGAUUUUCUUCGACAACCUUCGUGGGCAAAGUGGCUUUCAAUCAAAAUCCAAAAGAAACUCGACAAAAUAAAACUUCCUUACUUCAUGGAUGAACUGAAGCUAACAGAGAUGAAUCUUGGAAGUACGGUUCCAUUAGUUCACCAAAUAUCUCUUCCUAGACUUGAUGCACAGGGUUUGUGGCUUGAAAUGGAAGUGACUUAUAUUGGAACUGUUCAGAUGACGCUUAAAACAAAACUGGUUCUCACUAAGCUUGGAAAGCAAGAACCAGUAUUGAAAGUUGAUAAAAACAGUUUGAGCGGAUCUUCAGCGAUCACAGACAGCGACGCGGAGGAUAGUGCUGAGUCAUCUGACGACGAAGAUGAGUCGACAGUUUCAAGAAUUGUCGGACAAGUUCAAACUGCUGUUUCUAAAUUUGAUGGGCCCCAAAUAUUGAAGGGGAAUCCCAACCCCCUAACCCCACCCACAGCAGGGGCUGCCCCUCCAAAGAAGUGGGUUCGGAUCGUGGAUUCCAUCGCAAAGUCAAAGUAUUUUCAAAGAGCGACAGAAAGUGAAUUCAUCCGCAAGAAAUUGGAAACAGUUUCCAACACACCCAUGAUGUUAAGUGUGGAGUUGUUGCAACUACGUGGCGUCCUCGCGAUUAAUAUCCCACCGCCUCCUACUGACAGAAUAUGGUAUGGGUUUCGAGAGCCACCAAAUAUGGUGAUAAAAGCUCACCCACAAGUUGGGGAGAGGCUUGUCCGAACCUCACAUGUAACUGACUGGAUAGAAAACAAGUUACAGCAAGAGUUCGUGAAGGUACUCGUGAUGCCGAACAUGGACGACAUUCCCAUCCCUGUGAUGUUCAACAAUCGCACUUCGUCGUGACCCUUGUUUACCAGUGUUGACUAACUUGGUGUGUAGCAAGUGAUGUAUUUACUUACAAGUGUUCCCUGCUUAUUUUAAAACUAUCUUUUUAAACUGAUUAUAUCAAAUCAACUGGGUAUUGGUUUAUUUGUAAUUCUUCUGGUUGUUAAACAGUUUUUCUUUCAAUUUUACUGUAUUAACCACCUGACUUGAUAACUCUACUUUUAAAGCACUUAACGUAGAAACUGUUGUGUUAAAGCUACAUGCAGCAUACAUUGAAAUAGCAUACAUAGGUAGACUACAGACAUUCUGAUUUAAUAUUUACAAAUGCAAAAAUAACAUUUUGCAGUUUUCUCCACGUUUGUGCAAUGUCAUGUUGUUGAAUGUGCAAUAUAGUAGCGGUACAUUAACCAAUUCAUGCUUGGCCCCUUCACUGAUGUAGCUUCAUUCACAUUAUUUUUCAUUUCAUAUCACGCACCAUGCUUGCAAGUGUGAAUGCUCUAAUGUAUUGUAUGCACCACUUAAUGAAAUAAGUUUUUCCGCCCUACACAGUGAUAUACACCAAGCUUUGUAGAACACACACACACACUGCAGUAAUAAUGCCGCCACAAUUUGUAAUGAUCACCUGCAAAAUAUAAACACAACUCAUCACAUCCCAUACGUAUAUAAACAAAUAUCCUUUAGAUCAUUUCCUGUACCAUGUAUGACACAAGCUUUAUUGAAAGUUAGUGUAACAACAGUAAAAAAUAUUCAAAGAUAAAUAUGCUUUGUUUAAUACGAACAUGACAGCUUUUAUGUUUGAUAUUUAUAUGGGGUGUCAUGUUUCUAUUGAAACUGACCAUAAAGUUUUUUAUUCACCUAAAUAUGCUUUGUUUCACAUAAGUAUGUCAGUGCUUCUCAACCUUUGUUACAAGAUAUUGGGCAUAAAGUAAUAGAAAAGAUUUGACAAUCUCCAAAACUGUACACAUUUUUCCUAAGCAGUAACUGUCAAAAAUGUUUACUGAUCGAUUUAUUUUUGGCCAAACAAAAUCAAAGAACCAUCUUUGGUCUUGCGGGCUGAAAAGUAGUGACAUAUAUUUUUUUUCAAAUAAUCAAGUUGCAUUUUGUGAGUGUUGCUUUUUAAAUUUGCUGUGACAGAAUUCUUCACUUUCUUUGCCUUCUAUGUAUGAAAUACAAUUCAAUGUGCAAUU